Messenger RNA from Chanos chanos (milkfish), 2904 nucleotides. It is a transcript of the gene slc8a1a, whose product is annotated as solute carrier family 8 member 1a. The transcript is spliced from 10 exons. The coding region runs from base 1 to 2904 and encodes 967 amino acids. Gene Ontology annotation, biological process: cell communication; sodium ion transmembrane transport; calcium ion import across plasma membrane. NCBI's taxonomy places the organism in Eukaryota, Metazoa, Chordata, Actinopteri, Gonorynchiformes, Chanidae. Gene Ontology annotation, molecular function: calcium:sodium antiporter activity. The record is from RefSeq and is a predicted model, not a curated record. Gene Ontology annotation, cellular component: sarcolemma; postsynapse; axon.
AUGGAACAAUCUCGGACUUCAGCUUUCCUCUCCGUCAUUCUAAAACUUACCACCUUUUUAGCUUUUUUUUUCACUGAGAUCCAACAUGUCACUGCAGCGGGCUCAAAAUCAAGCCCCAAUGGUAACCAAACCAAAAGUUGUACUGGGAGUUUUGAGUGCAAAGAGGGUGUGAUCCUACCCAUAUGGACACCAGUAAACCCAUCCUUUGGAGACAAGUUGGCAAGAGCCACUGUCUACUUUGUUGCCAUGUUCUACAUGUUCCUGGGGGUCUCUAUCAUUGCAGAUCGUUUCAUGGCUUCCAUAGAAGUUAUCACAUCACAAGAGCGAGAGAUCACCAUCAAGAAGCCCAAUGGUGAGAAAAGCACCACGACAGUUCGCAUCUGGAAUGAGACCGUUUCCAACCUGACCCUCAUGGCCCUUGGCUCAUCUGCUCCAGAGAUCCUGCUAUCUGUGGUUGAAGUAUGCGGGCAUAAUUUUGAUGCAGGCGAGUUAGGGCCGAACACCAUUGUGGGAAGUGCAGCCUUCAACAUGUUUGUUAUCAUUGGUCUCUGUGUGUCUGUUAUCCCAGAGGGAGAUCAUCGGAAAGUCAAACACCUGAGGGUAUUCUUUGUUACCGCCUUCUGGAGUAUCUUCGCAUACACCUGGCUAUACCUUAUCUUGGCUGUCAUCUCUCCAGGCAUAGUGGAGGUAUGGGAGGGGCUACUUACACUAUUCUUCUUCCCAGUGUGUGUUGUAUUUGCAUGGGUAGCAGACCGCAGGCUCCUUUUCUACAAAUACGUUUAUAAACGUUACCGGGUGGGGAAACAGAGGGGGAUGAUCAUUGAGACUGAGGGUGAACCAGAACCCUCAAAGGCAGAUAUUGAAAUGGAUGGUAGGAUGCUGAACUCCCAUUCCGAGGAAUUGUUAGAUGGAGUUUUAGAUGUUGAUGAUAAAGAUUUAGAUGAAGAAGAGGCCAGAAGAGAAAUGGCCAGGAUACUGAAGGAACUGAAGCAAAAGCAUCCUGAAAAGGAGAUGGAGCAACUAAUUGAACUCGCCAACUACCAGUUCCUCAGCCAACAGCAGAAGAGUCGCGCUUUCUACCGCUGCCAGGCAACAAGGCUCAUGACAGGUGCAGGAAACAUACUAAAGAAACAUGCAGCAGAUCAAGCACGGAGAGCCGUUGGCAUGCAUGAGCUUCGUUCAGAAGUCUCAGAACAUGACUUCACAUCAAAGAUUUUCUUUGACCCUGGUACAUAUCAAUGUCUGGAAAACUGUGGCACAGUGGCUUUGAAUGUGGUACGUCGUGGUGGAGACUUGACCAGCACUGUGUCAGUGGACUACCGUACUGAAGAUGGCACUGCCAAUGCCGGUUCAGACUACCAGUUCACAGAGGGUGUCAUUGUGUUCAAACCUGGUGAGACAGAGAAGGAGAUUCGAGUAGACAUUAUCGAUGACGAUAUCUUUGAAGAGGAUGAGCACUUCCUUGUUCACCUCAGCAAUGUGAAGGUGAUAUCUGAGGGGACAGGAAAUGGAAACCCGGGGCUCAAUCAUGUUGACACGCUUGCUUGUCUUGGCCUGCCUUCAACAGCCACAGUGACAAUCUUCGAUGAUGACCAUGCAGGGAUCUUUACAUUUGAGGAGCCUGUUGUUCAUAUCAGUGAGAGCAUUGGCAUGAUGGAAGUCAAAGUAGUCCGUACCUCUGGAGCUCGUGGGGUGGUGGUGCUCCCUUACAAGACCAUUGAGGGCACAGCGAAAGGAGGAGGAGAAGAUUUUGAAGACACACAUGGCGUACUGGAGUUCCAGAAUGAUGAAAUAUUCAAAAGUAUUCAGAUCAAUAUAAUCGAUGAUGAGGAGUAUGAAAAGAACAAGAACUUCUUCCUCGAGAUUGGCGAGCCUCGUCUGGUGGAGAUGAGUGAGAGGAAAGCUGUGUUGCUUCAUGAGUGUGGUGGAUUCGUGAAAACAGACAAACAGCUUUAUGGCAGGGAUGUCUACCGGAAAGUGCAGGGUAGAGACAAACCCAUUCCCUCCACCAUUGUCAGCAUUACAGAGGAAGGGGAAGAUGAGACCCUGACCAAAAAAGAGGAGGAUGAGAGACGUGUUGCAGAGAUGGGUCGCCCAACACUGGGCGAGCAUGUGAAACUUGAAGUAGUUAUUGAAGAGUCAUACGAGUUCAAGAGCACUGUCGAUAAACUGAUAAAGAAAACCAACCUGGCCCUACUGGUUGGAACCAACAGCUGGAGGGACCAGUUUGUUGAAGCCAUCACAGUAAACUCUGGUGAGGAUGAUGACGACGACUGUGCCGAGGAGAAGCUCCCUUCCUGCUUUGACUACAUCAUGCAUUUUCUCACCGUGUUCUGGAAGAUUCUGUUUGCAUUUGUGCCUCCAACAGACUACUGGAAUGGCUGGGCAUGUUUUGUUGUGUCCAUCUCCAUGAUUGGUCUUCUCACAGCGGUCAUUGGUGACUUAGCAUCACAUUUUGGCUGCACAAUCGGCCUCAAGGACUCAGUGACUGCAGUGGUAUUCGUUGCUCUUGGGACUUCUGUACCAGAUACAUUUGCCAGUAAGGUGGCGGCCAUUCAGGACCAGUAUGCGGACGCGUCCAUCGGCAACGUGACAGGUAGCAAUGCUGUCAAUGUCUUCCUGGGCAUUGGAGUUGCAUGGUCCAUCGCUGCAAUUUUUCACCAGUCACGGGGUGGUUACUUCAGAGUGAACCCAGGCACGCUGGCAUUUUCUGUCACCUUGUUCACCAUCUUUGCCUUCAUCUGCAUCGCCGUGCUCAUGUACCGCCGUCGGCCCGAAAUUGGCGGCGAGCUGGGUGGCCCACGGAUUCCUAAAGUCCUUACCACCUCCCUGUUUUUCAGUUUGUGGCUCAUGUACAUUGUGUUCUCCUCCCUGGAAGCCUACUGCCUCAUCGAGGGCUUCUAA